Molecule: messenger RNA, 726 nt
Organism: Mercurialis annua (annual mercury)
Lineage: Eukaryota; Viridiplantae; Streptophyta; Magnoliopsida; Malpighiales; Euphorbiaceae
Product: 26S proteasome regulatory subunit 8 homolog A-like
Exons: 3
Coding region: 326-646 (106 amino acids)
Biological process (GO): proteasome-mediated ubiquitin-dependent protein catabolic process
Cellular component (GO): proteasome regulatory particle, base subcomplex
Molecular function (GO): proteasome-activating activity
Source: RefSeq, a predicted model, not a curated record
UUAUAUUUUUGCUAAGGCUGCCUAAUUCUUUCAGCUGUGCUAACUUUUUCUUUACUUUUUUUAGCUAAUAACAGUAAAAAAUUACAUCUCAUACCUGAUUCAUCUCAGCCCUCCACUUAUCAUAUCUUUGAUUCAUUUUUUCAUAGAUGAACACAUGAACAGUAAAGGUCGAACAUAACACCCAUCACCCACGAAACUUGCUCUGCUAAAUCCGCCGUAAAACAAGGUGAAGGAUUGAGACAGUAUUAUCUCCAAUAUAUUCACGAGCUUCAGCUUCUCGUCAGGCAAAAGACCCAUAAUCUUAAUCGCCUCUAAGCUCAACGUAAUGAGCUUAAUUCUAGAGUGGGGAUGCUUAGGGAAGAAUUACAGCUGCUUCAGGAACUCCAGGUCUUAUGUUGGUGAAGUUGUCAAAGUAAUGGGCAAAAAUAAAAUGCUAGUUAAGGUCCACCCAGAAGGAAAAUAUGUUGCUGAUUUUGAUAAAAGUAUCGAUAUCAAUAAGAUUACACCAUCAACCAUGGUUGUCCUCCGUAAUGACAACUAUAUUCUUCACUUAGUCUUGCCAAGCAAAGUUGAUCCGUUGGUUAAUCUUAUGAAAGUAGAAAAGGUUCCAGAUUCUACAUAUGAGAUGUAUUAUUUAUAUAUUUGAGAUGUAUCAUUAAAAAUAUCUUACGUAUAUUUUUAAGUGUAUUGUUUUAUUUUGAAUUUUUUAAAAUCUUUUUAUGUUAA